Messenger RNA from Aspergillus mulundensis, 756 nucleotides. RefSeq lists its product as uncharacterized. The transcript has a single exon. NCBI's taxonomy places the organism in Eukaryota, Fungi, Ascomycota, Eurotiomycetes, Eurotiales, Aspergillaceae. The record is from RefSeq and is a predicted model, not a curated record. The coding region runs from base 1 to 756 and encodes 251 amino acids.
AUGAGCACCAUGUACACCCCCCAGUCUUCCAAGGUACCAGACCAGAAAACAACGGGUAUCUCCCUAACAGCCCCAGUCUCCUGGUUCAUCAUCAACAGCGCCCAAAACGCCCGCUGCGCCGCCUGGCUCGUCCGCCACUUCAUCCGCCCCAUCAUCACCACCGGCUGCAACAACUACCACGUGCAGGUGCGCUUCCACAAGCCCAGCGAGCGGUGGAUCGUCGACCUGUCCGCGUGGGAAUUCGACGCAGUCGGCCUGGGCACGGAGUGGACGGACGAGAUCCGGACGAAGUUCAGGGAGAGCAAGUAUAUUGCCAAACACCUUGUUCGCGAGCGAGCUAUUGAUAUGGAUGAUUGGGUGAAGCCGUUCUGCGGCCAGGAGUCUGAUAGCUGGGAGCGCGGGACAUGGUUCAAGUGUUACCUUGGGUACCCGUUUAUCCUGCAGAAGGAGGGGAGGCUGUGGAUUGGGGAGAUUGGGAAGUUUAAUGUCCUUGUGAAUCUUGUUGCUUCGGCGCCUCCUGGAGUUCCGGUGGAUGCGGAACGCAUGGUCGAGGUUGCGAGGAGGACGGAUGAGACGAAGGACUUGCUGGCCGUGCUGGAUAUACUGUAUCCCAAGAGAGAACGCAAGAAUCGAAACAAGCGCAGCGGCGGCGGUGGAAGCAGUGGUGACUCUGACUGUGAAACUGAAACUGACACUGACAGUGACAGCAGCCCUGGUAAGUCAAAGAGUGCACGGCGGCCGCGGCCCAAGAGGUAA